Messenger RNA from Geodia barretti, 939 nucleotides. Lineage: Eukaryota; Metazoa; Porifera; Demospongiae; Tetractinellida; Geodiidae. The record is from the annotation of a GenBank genome assembly.
AUGGUAGCCCGCGUAUCGGAUGCGGCGAACAAGGUCAAGGAAAAUAUCGGCCGGGUGCUGGUGGGGAAAGAAGAAGUGGUGGAACUCACACUGGCUGCGGUGUUGAGUGGUGGACAUAUUCUGGUAGAAGACGUGCCUGGCAUUGGUAAGACCACGCUGGCACGAGCAUUGGCUGGUUCCUUGGACUGUGUCUUCAGGAGGAUUCAGUUUACUCCGGAUCUGAUGCCUUCAGACAUUACCGGCAUAAAUUACUACAACCAGAAGAGCGGCGAAUUUGAAUUCCGGGCCGGCCCCAUAAUUGCGCAGGUUGUCCUGGCAGAUGAAAUUAACCGGGCUACCCCCCGCACCCAGUCCGCCCUCUUGGAAGGUAUGGGCGAGCGGCAACUGACAAUUGAUGAAGUCACCAUUCCCUUGCCGGCCCCUUUCUUGGUAAUUGCGACCCAGAACCCCAUUGAGCUUGAAGGUACUUUCCCUCUCCCUGAAGCACAACUGGACCGUUUCCUGCUUCGGUUGCAUUUAGGCUACCCCGACGAAGAGCAAGAAGAGGAAAUGUUACUUCGAUUCGAGACAUCUGACCCAUUGGCCCAAAUAGAGCCAGUGGCCAGCGGGCCCGAAAUUCUUGAAUAUCAGGCUUUGGCCCGGCAGGUUUACGUUGACCCGGUGCUUCGAAAUUAUACAGUGCGUAUUGUUCAGGCUACUCGACAACAUCCGGAGGUCGAACUUGGCGCCAGUCCUCGAGCCACCAUGGGUAUGUACCGAUGCAGCCAGGCCUUGGCUGCUAUACGAGGAAGAGAGUACGUAACUCCGGACGAGAUCAAACAAUUGGCCCCUUAUGCCCUCAGCCAUCGAGUAAUUCUCAAGUCGCAGGCACGACUGAGGGAACGAACCCCGGAUGGCAUUAUCAAGGAAGUCCUCGAAUCGGUAACCGUACCGGUAUAG